This is a messenger RNA of Cololabis saira (Pacific saury), 5854 nucleotides long. RefSeq names its product transcription regulator protein BACH1-like. Gene Ontology annotation, biological process: regulation of transcription by RNA polymerase II. Gene Ontology annotation, molecular function: DNA-binding transcription factor activity, RNA polymerase II-specific; protein binding; RNA polymerase II cis-regulatory region sequence-specific DNA binding. The record is from RefSeq and is a predicted model, not a curated record. Lineage: Eukaryota; Metazoa; Chordata; Actinopteri; Beloniformes; Belonidae. Bases 128 to 2110 code for a protein of 660 amino acids. The transcript is spliced from 5 exons.
CGCGGUUCCUGGUCCUGAUGUCACAUGACAGAGAGGAAAGUAGCGCUUCGGACGUCCAGAAAAACUAACACAAUUUACAAAUGUCAGUGUCACUUAGCUAACAUGGCAGGCUGAGCUCAUAAAAACCAUGACGCUGCAAGCCCCCCGCAUGUCAGCGUUCACCUUUCAGUCCGCUGUGCACAGCACCCACGUUCUCCAGUGUCUGAACGACCAGAGGCAGCAGGAUGUUUUGUGCGACGUGACCGUGGUGGUGGAGGACAGGAGCUUUCGGGGCCAUUGCUCCGUGCUGGCCUCGUGCAGCAAUUACUUCCACAGCAGGGUGACCAGUAUCAACCGACAGAAUCCUGUCGUCACCUUGCCCGAUGAGGUGACCGUGGAGGGGUUUGAACCUUUGCUUCAGUUCGCCUACACGUCAAAGUUAAAUUUCACCAAAGAAAACAUCACCGCAAUUCAGAGGAGUGCCGAGUUUUUAGGGUUUCACAACUUGGAGACGGCUUGCUUUGAUUUCCUCAUCCCAAAGUUUUCAAAGGGUAAAAAGAGCUCGCAGGUGGUCAGGCACCGAGCGUGUUGUCAGAGCUGGGAGCACAGUGCCAGUUUUGGCUCCGGUGUAGACAGUAGCCAAGCCGAAUCAUUUGAGUCGCACGGCUCAGCACCUCCAGGAGGCGAUGAGCAAACAGGCUUCCCAUCACAGUGCCCUCCGAGCACACAGGGUCAGGCAAACAGUGGGAAGGAAGGCUUUUGUUUGGACAACUGCGGGCCACAAAUGGCUCCCUUAUCUCUUGAGUUAGCCGCAAAUGGUGUAUGCCCCGUGUUGUCUCUGCCGUGCCCGGGCUCUGACAAAGUGGAGCAUCCCUCUCAGUUUUGCGAAAGAGAUAUUUUACAAAUGGAAGACGCGUGUAAUCAAAGUGAGCUGAGUUUGGCAGGUUGCAGCUUACGCUGUGAGCUGUCAACAACGGAGGGUGUGAAUGCACCGGAAACCAUUGAGCCGGCAGGCGGAGAUAAUCGACAAACGGUUGAGAUACUCGGUGCUGAAAACGACUGCGAUCCUAGCUCAUGUCCACUCAAGACAUCAGGGACACAAGAUGCUGCAGCAUUAGAGCUCAGAGAAGCUGGCCUGGAGCAGGGGGAUACAGGGGACCCCCCAGACCCCGCAUUAAUGCCCCUGAGUCCCCAAGAGGGAUGUGAGGACCGGAGUCGUGUGGAGAGGGAGGUGGCUGAGCAUCUGGCAAAGGGGUUUUGGUCUGAUCUGUGUACGUCUCAGAGCGCACCACAACCCCCUGAUCCGGGGAACCAAAAUAAUAAUCUGGCAAAGGCAACGGACUUCCACUGGCUGAAGCAGCUGGACCUCAGCUCCAGCGUGGGAGACUGUCCCUUCCUCAGGGACUUCGGAUCAGGUGACGAUCCAGGUACAAACGCCGACAGCUUGUCCCAAGCCGAGAAGAGCCCCUACAUGUCGUCCUCGCUGAAUUCGGGGGAUGAAUCCGAAAUGGACACGGAUGGAGAUACCGAGGCCAACAACAAAAGAGCCGCAGAGAUUCACCUCCCGUUCCCAGUGGAGCAGAUCUCAGAACUGAGCAGGAGUGCGUUCCAGCAGCUUCUGAGGGAUCAUCGUCUGACUCCAGAUCAGCACGACUUUGUCCACGACGUCCGUCGGCGAAGUAAAAACCGGGUUGCCGCACAACGCUGCCGAAAGAGGAAGCUGGACAGCAUCCAGCUACUCGAAUGUGAAAUCAAACGAUUAAAAAGUGAGAAGGAGCAGCUGGUUCAGGAGCGAAUAGAGCUGGAACAAAACCUGGACGAGAUGCAGGAGAACCUGUGUGGCCUAUGGAAAAGCGUCAGCAUCGAGCCCGGCUCCGAUCAGGACCACUUGCAGCUUCUCGCCAAGCUUCCGUCAUCAGACUUUCCCAUCUCCUCCCUCAGCGUUGCGGAAAAAAAUGAAGAGUCACAGAUCACCCUGGAAGUGGUAAAUUCCUCGUCGGAGUGUGAUCGGAGCGGCCUGCCUUCGGAGUUGGUGGAGACUUCUGCACUACAGGCCUGCACAGAGGAUGCAAGCUGCCCUGUUCCUGCGUCUUUGCUCAAUGCCUGUUUGGACAUGACCAACAGCUUGUAAGUCGGCUCGGGUUGCACUCUCGUUUGGAGUUACAGAGGACCACAGAGCGAACUGCUGAUCGUUACUUUAUACUGUAAUCCUCUUUUUGUAUAGCCUGCUCUUUCUGUGUAUUCCCCUCAGUAAUCUUUAAGGCCCUGACACACCAAGCCGACUGUCGGCCGUCGAUGAGCGUCGGUGCGCGUCUGUCGGGCUAGUUUCCCCGGAUUCGACAUGUCAAAUCGGCAUCGGCCGUCGGGCAACCAGCUCAGCUGUGAUUGGCUGUUCAGGUAGCGAAUCAGUGCACGAGAAGAGAAACGGAAGUGACGAAAGCAAACAAACAGCUUCCGGUUUUCCCUUGUUUUUGAGUGAAUACAGACUACCGCUGCCUGCUGGUAUGGAGGGGAAUUACCUCUCACGCAUGCGCAGAACGUACGUGCUAGUCGGCCGUUGGGUGUCGUCUUUGCGGUGUGUCUAGUGCUUCUUUUUGAGCCCGACCCAGCCCGACACAGGCGACGCGAGGCAACACAGCAGUCGGCCGACAGCGGGCGACGUCGGGUUGGUGUGUCCCCGGCUUUAACCCAACAGGAGUAUUUUAAACAGACACAACUGUCAGUAUAAUUUCUUUUGCUGUGUUUCUAAUCUGCAUUUGACUGUAAGACACUGCAGGAUACUGUAUUCAUCACUUUGAAGGUGCAAGAAAUUUUCAGGUAAUUUUUUUAGUUUCAUUGAUAAAUUGGGACUUUUUAAAAUGUGUUCUUAAAUUAGGCUAGUUUUUCUCAGGGAAACUAAUAGCCUGACUGUACUUUAUGUCUUACUGCACAAUCACACUUCCCACAUCCAAACACUUACGCAUAAAGACUUUCUAUUAUUUCAGCUGACAAAUGAAUUGCUAUCAUCAUCACAGUUUGUUUUUUCUUCUAACCACUGAGCUUUGUGUUUUAUUGAAGAUGCACAGAACUAACAGGAUUUUGUACAACAGCUGAUAAUCAUGUGAUUUUUACAACUAAUGUAACGUCAUUCACUAAAUGCAUUAUUUGAAUUCACUGUGAGCUUCCCCUGAAAUUUAAGGAAUGGUUCUUGAGAGUUUGAAAAUGUUACAGGUUAACAUAGGAAUUUAUGUUUGUUUGAUUAAUAUGUGCCUUUUACUGCAUUAUGAAGUGUUCAAAAUGAAUACUGCAAUUCCAAAUGAAAAGUAUUAUUUGCAAGUCUUUGUCUCAAGCACUGUUGCACAUUAACCCAAAACUAAUAUUGAUGGCAUUAUUCUCUCACAUUUAGAUCUGUCUGCAUGUUGAGUAUUUUUUAUAAAAGUCCUCAGUUACAGAUUUAAAUAAACAUUUUAUCGUUUAGUGCUUUAUUUCAAUCCACGGCAAAUGGUAAUUGUUCACUCUGUUAUAUAUGUGCAGUUACAACUUUUGGCCGCUAGAUGGGAGCAAAGCUCUAUUUCACAAUCUGCACAACUUUGAAUGGAAUUACGUAACUGCAUGAUUCUUAAUGUCUUAAUGUCUUCUUAGCUUUCUUUUGGACAUUUUUAUGCAAAUUUAUACAACUCUUUCAGAACUUUAAAAAAAUGACAUGUAGGAUUGUAGCUUAGUUGCAAUCCUACAUCGAAAAAUUACAUUUUAAAAUAUAAAAUAAAUAGUUUUUGAGUUAGUUUUACUGAUCUGCUGGUUUCAGAGUGGUAGAGCAAAGAAGUGUAAUUUAGGGUUAAAAAUAGACUCAAAGAUGUGAAAAAGAUUCAAAUGAAAGGUUAAUUUAGAUGACUGUGAUGAGUUACCUAAAUGAUGUAAAAAGCAAAGGUGCCCUGUAAUUGGGAUGUAAGACUUAUUGGUGGUAGCCUUGUAUGCUUUUAUUUAUUUAGGAAUAUAUACAUUUCACGCACCUCACAUGAUUUAUUCUGCAAUGUACACAGAUGGUGGCACUUGAUUUUCCUUCAUGGUGAAUAUUGUUAAAAAUACUGUUGAGAUACAAUAAACGGUACAUUCAGAUGCUCCCAAGGUGACCCCAUGUUUGGAGUGUUUGAUGAUAUGACUCUGAUCACCACACUAACGCAGCGUUUAUGCAAAAACCCACACUUUUAAUGCACAACCCCUUGUUGAGAUCAUACAAAGUCAUGUUAUAUUUAACACAAAGUGAAACAAGAAUAUUUCAGACGCGACGUAAAAUGACCACCUCAGGGAUGUGUCCCUCUGUUAACGACUGAGAGUUUGCGGUUUGGAGUACAGCCUUGUCAGCUUUUCCAGAGUUAUGGCAUUGGCAAAAGAAGAAAAACAAACAGGAAAUUGUGAUUUUAUCUGGAGGUAAAUCUGUGACCUUCGAGAUAUGACGUUUUUGUUGUUUUUGUUGUGUGGUGGCAGUGACUUUAACUUGUCACCUCUAAAUUGUGUUUAUCGUUGAGUCCAAGUGAACAUUUGUCACUGAGUUCCUUCAAGUUGUUCCUUAGAUGUCAUUUACACAUAAGACAGAACAUAAACAAACUGCAUGUGGCUACAGCUUUCACCGGUACGAAGAUGUUUAAAAAUAUUAUUGAUGCUUACACUAUUAUUACUUGUCACAUUCCACACAAUAUUAUCAUUUUUCUACAUAUAUAUAAUUAAAUUUAAACCUCUGCACAUCUACACAUUCAGUGAUUUUGCUUUGAUUCAAAAGUUCAUUGAAGAAAAACAAGAUUGAUGAUAUUAAUACAAAAGGUUGCUGGUUUGAUCCCCACUUUCCCAAUUCAAGUGUGAAAAUGUCCUCGGGCGAGAUACUGAAGUCCCGUCGCCCGUCACGUGUGUUCCCUAAACUAGUAUUGGUUACAAGGAUCUGUCAAUACAAUGUAAUGAGCCCAUCAAAUGAUUAUUAAAUAGAGAACAACCUUUUUUUUUAGAGGUGGCAUAGAUUUGACCUGAUAUCAGAAUACUCAAGGAUAAAAGGAUGCAGAUAGAAGGGAUGCUCUGUUGUGCUACUGUGACAUCAAUUUAAAAAAAAAAAAGAUCAAUUAAAAUAAAUCACCUUCAAUUAGCUGGUCCUAUCUAUGGUUUUCCCUCCCUAAAGAUUUCUCCCCAGUGCUUAUAUCUUUUAUACAGUUUAUGUCUUAGAGCAUUGUAGUGCGAAAGUAAGAUUAUCCUCUUUUGCAAGCUAGACGGGGUGAGAGGCUUGAUUUGAGGCGGGAGCAGCUGUGCAGCAAAGCAAGGUCAAAGGCCUGUAAUCCGCGGCCUCAUUCAUGCUAGAUUAAAAACCUGCUCCGAGUUUUGAUUAAGAACGCAGGGUUAGAAGAUUAAAGACCAGGAAACAAAAUGAAAGCAGUUAAAGCCCAAUCCUGGAAUUCAUCAGAAUACCAAAACAGUUAUAACGUGAGAUUAAUGCAAAGCCUGCUGUAUCUGUCUUGUAUCUUCUGUGUCAGAGCCUUCAAAUUUAUCUUUUUUUCCCCCACAAAUCUGGAAAAUCUUUCACCUCAUAGUGCAUUGUCACUAUUCAGCUCCAUCUCUUCUUUUUUUACUGCUCACUCAUGAGUUUUGUAAUUACAAGUUUACAGAUGUUAUUUAUAUAUUUAUGCUUUUGCUCACAGUAAACGAUUUUGUUUAACCAUUUACCACGCUAAUAACCGUGUUUGGUAACUAGCAUAAGCUUACAUACUUAACAAUUUUAAUAGAAAAAAGAGUUUUCCAGUAAUAUUCUCCAAUAAUCAUCAUCUAAAGUAAAAUUUUACAAAAUGCAAGUGUUUUAUUCACUGCCCUAUAAAAGGUUAGGAAUGUCACUUUUAUAUAGAAUUUGAAGUGAAUUGAA